CUGCUAUUUCCAAUCGUUCCGCCUUCUCCGUCGCCUCUCUCUCUCUCUUUCUCUAUACACCUCCUAAUUAAUAAUCAUUUCUCCUGUCCCAAACCAUAUCCACAAUAUCCCCGCCCCCCUUCAUUAAUCUCGCCGAAAAUCUUUGAAUUUUUAACGAAAAAUAUCUGCUGCUCGAAUAUGAAGGAGAACAAAGGGAAUCCGCUGCACCUCUCCUCCCUCAACCACAUCUCCCUCGUCUGCCAAUCAGUCGAUCAAUCCACUCAUUUCUAUCACAACGUUCUUGGCUUUAUGCCUGUACGAAGGCCCGGCUCCUUCAACUUUGAUGGAGCAUGGUUGUUUGGUCACGGAAUUGGGAUACAUCUCCUGCAAUCGGAGGAUCCUGAGAGUCUGCCGAAGAAAACCGUGAUUAACCCUAAGGAUAAUCACAUUUCCUUCCAGUGCGAGAACAUGGGCAUGGUGGAGAAGAAGCUGACGGAAAUGGGGAUUGAUUGGGUGCGGCAGAGAGUAGAAGAGGGAGGAAUCUACGUUGAUCAACUGUUCUUCCACGACCCGGAUGGAUUCAUGAUUGAAAUCUGCAACUGCGAUAAUAUCCCGGUGAUACCUUUGCCUGGGGAGAUGGUACGUUCCUGCUCAAGAUUGAACCUGCAGCAACAGCCGCAGCAGCAGCAGAUCCAUGUCCCUGUGGUACAACCUUAGAUAAUUAAUUAAUUAAAAUUAAUAGUAGUUAUUAGGUAGUGAAUUCCACGUCAGCACUUAGCAGCCGUACGUGUCAUCUGGACAGAUCUUCUUGCCGACAUCCGUUUGUCUGUCUCUCUGUCCAUCUGUCCUGUGUUGUCCUUUUUCUUCUUCUUCUGUUCUUGUGUUUGUUUAGUUGUAAUAAGACGCUUUUGGCCUUGCGGUCCAAAUGGGAAUCAAACAGGCAGCCCUGUUUGUUUAUGUUUUUAUUUUAAAAUUUUCAGUGUAAAAUAUGUAUAUUUAAUUUCGUAUGAAUUCAUUCUCGUGCAAAAAA
Molecule: messenger RNA, 1009 nt
Organism: Sesamum indicum (sesame)
Lineage: Eukaryota; Viridiplantae; Streptophyta; Magnoliopsida; Lamiales; Pedaliaceae
Product: glyoxylase I 4
Source: RefSeq, a predicted model, not a curated record